CGCUAAAGCUAUUCCCAAAGAGGCCGAAUGUUGCAGUGUGGCAUAAGGGCAAGGGCAAGGACACAUGAUUUUAAAAUCUCUACCUCGCACAUAUAUGAGGUUAAAAAUAUGAGCAACCAAUAUGAGGCAUCCUAAGCAUUUUUCUAAAAAUAUAGUGUGCGGCUUUCCAACCUUUCCUUCAGGUUUAUACUUUUACCUCCUCUGGCUCAAAUUUAUCCCCUUUGUAAGAAUUCAUCGCCGGGGAGAUCUUCUUUUUAAAAAAAAGAAUGGGAUCGGGGAAGAGGCUCAUAAUAAUGGAAUAAUAACAAUAACAAUAGAUAUGGGGAAGCUAUGGGACAGAGCCGUCGGGGCUCUGAAGGACCAAAACAGCGCAUUGGUUGCGACCCUGUCGAGGAGGACGGCGCUGAGGAACCCGGAGGUGGAGGCGGCGGUGAUCCGCGCCACCAGCCACAACGCCGCCGCCUUCGAUUACGCGAGCGUCGAGAAGGUGUACGGGUGGAUCCGGGCGUCGCCCAACGUCUUUAAGCCUUUGGUCUGGUCGAUUUCCCGGCGGAUGGAGAAAACGAGGAAUUGGGUGGUGGCGCUCAAAGGCUUGAUGCUGAUGCACGGCGUUUUCUGCUCCAAGAUCCCCGCCGUCCGCCGGAUUGGCCGCUUGCCCUUCGACCUCUCCAAUUUCAGGGACGCCCGUUCCCAUUCCGGGAAGAUGUGGGCCCACAACGACUUCAUACGCGCUUAUUUUGCCUUCCUCGAUCACAAAUCCGCCCUACUCUUCCUACACCCAAAGGAACAAACAUUUACCUCGACGCCAAUAAUGCAAGCCCUAGAGACGUUACAAAAGAUGCAAGACUUGCUUGACAAGACGCUAAAGAUCAAGCCGCAUUCCCACGCCACUGUCGUGCCCCUCUUCAUUGAAGCCAUGGACUGCGUGGUGGUAGAGAUUUUCGAUCUCCACAUUCGCAUACGCAGUGUAAUUGCCAAAAUCCUACCCAAAAUCCGAUCUACAAGUAAGGUUGAGGCAGAAGUGGCGCUCAAAGUCACGUCUAGACUGAGGACCCAAACCCAAGAGCUCAAUGACCACUUCGAGUUGUGCUAUGAACUCGGAGUGACCAAUGCCUCAAAACCUUCUGCAGAGAAUGCAAUUAGCAAAGAUCAAAUUCAAGAGCUUGAGGACAUAGUCAACGGCGAUUGUUCCCCCGAUAAAACGGUUGUAAAGGAAGAGAUGUCAUUAGUUCCAGCGACAAAGGAGGGUGAUGGCGUGAGGAUAGUUAUGGAUCAUUGGGAGACGUUUGACGAAGAUGAUAAUUUUGCGGGAGAAUGCUAUCAUUUUCAUUCACAUCCUUCUCUAGCUCUUUGCAAUAAUAUUUUGCAACUUGAACAAUGUAAAGAAAAUCUCCCAGAUCCCAUAACGUUCGAUUAGCUAGUGAUAAUUCGUGUUGAGCUUAACUUGGGCGUGUUUUGAUGCAAUAUAAUAACAAGAGUAAAAGAAGGGAAUGUGAUAAAAUAUAGUAUUAGGUAGACCUGGAAAAACAGAACCAACACUGUUUAUUCGAACUGAAUUAUCUAAAACCGAAAUCGAAAUGAUCCAAAUAAUGAAGAUCUGAUCUAUAA
Messenger RNA from Cuscuta campestris, 1608 nucleotides. The record is from the annotation of a GenBank genome assembly. Lineage: Eukaryota; Viridiplantae; Streptophyta; Magnoliopsida; Solanales; Convolvulaceae.